AUGUUCCACCUGUUAAAGGGCAACCGCGCUCCCAAAUUUCGGAGCGCCCUCAUUAAGAAGAUACCCUAUGGAUCAACCCCCAAGGAAGAAAAUACCAAACCGAAUACGACCAAUCAAAUUAUCCACCUCACCAGUGAUGCAAUCAACAAAAUGAAACAAAUAAAUUUGAAGUAUAAAAACUCAAAAGCGUUAAAGGUAUCCGUAGAAGCUGGGGGGUGCUCAGGAUUCCAGUAUUCCUUUUCCCUAAUCGAUAAAACAAACAUACAAGAGAAGGACUUGGUCGUUUAUAAUAGAGAGUGCCUCGUAGUGAUUGACAAAGGGGCAGCAGAAAUUCUCAGGAACUCCAAAAUAGACUACACCAAUAAUCUCAUUGCGAAGAAAUUCGUCAUCGAAAAUAUUCAAAAUCUCUCCAAGUGUUCCUGUGGCAACUCCUUUGAUGUCAAGCUUUUUUAA
Molecule: messenger RNA, 453 nt
Organism: Plasmodium cynomolgi strain B
Lineage: Eukaryota; Apicomplexa; Aconoidasida; Haemosporida; Plasmodiidae
Product: iron-sulfur cluster assembly accessory protein
Exons: 1
Coding region: 1-453 (150 amino acids)
Biological process (GO): iron-sulfur cluster assembly
Cellular component (GO): mitochondrion
Molecular function (GO): 2 iron, 2 sulfur cluster binding; iron ion binding; 4 iron, 4 sulfur cluster binding
Source: RefSeq, a predicted model, not a curated record